AUGCUGUGUGGUAAAGUAUCUCUCUACUCCGUACACUGCGGCUUAAGGAAGUACUACUACUCGGGCGGAUCAUCCCGAAGGGCAUCUCCGCUAUUGACAAAAGCAAUCGAACUUUCUCUUUUCUCUUACUUCUGUCCAUCCUGUUUUUCUUUACAUCGACACCUUCGCUUGGUCUGCUUUAUUGUUCUUCCUUCUCUCUCGUUUCAGUUUUCCUUUGGAUCUCGCAUCGGUUGUCUUCCAUCGACCUUCAUUGCUGCCAAAAGUGGACCCCAACCUCCUCUCCAGUCGACCCAUCAACCGUCCUCCAGUUCUCCACGGUACAUAUAUCUCUUCCACCUUUCGGCCGGCGCUCUGAACUUCACUCGCUUCUAG
Messenger RNA from Aspergillus oryzae RIB40, 372 nucleotides. RefSeq lists its product as uncharacterized. The coding region runs from base 1 to 372 and encodes 123 amino acids. The transcript is spliced from 5 exons. Lineage: Eukaryota; Fungi; Ascomycota; Eurotiomycetes; Eurotiales; Aspergillaceae. The record is from RefSeq and is a predicted model, not a curated record.